AUGACGGACGAAUCUCGUCUCUUAAAUCCGCACAUAAAAAUAAAUACGACAGUUUCUACCGAUAUUAACGAAAAACCGAGUAUAAAUGUGACGUUUCGGGAUGGUAAGACACUUGAUUUUGCCCAUGAAACGAUGAAGAUAGACGAUGUCUUGAAGGUUUUACAAAAACAUGCACGAAAGCUACGAGAUAUCGAGGAGGCGAAUUCGUAA
This is a messenger RNA of Ambispora leptoticha, 210 nucleotides long. NCBI's taxonomy places the organism in Eukaryota, Fungi, Glomeromycota, Glomeromycetes, Archaeosporales, Ambisporaceae. The record is from the annotation of a GenBank genome assembly.